Amborella trichopoda is the source of this 2449-nucleotide messenger RNA. Its product is annotated as Basic-leucine zipper (bZIP) transcription factor family protein. The record is from RefSeq and is a predicted model, not a curated record. Lineage: Eukaryota; Viridiplantae; Streptophyta; Magnoliopsida; Amborellales; Amborellaceae. Gene Ontology annotation, molecular function: DNA-binding transcription factor activity; sequence-specific DNA binding. Gene Ontology annotation, biological process: regulation of DNA-templated transcription. Gene Ontology annotation, cellular component: nucleus.
UGCGCCUGUUUCUCUCACUAAAAGAGAGAGAGAGGGAGAGUGAUGAUUGCUGGUUAUCCUGUUUUUCUCUCUAACGGAGCAGCUUCACUCGCUCUCCCAUUUUCUCUCACUAAGAGUUAGAGAGAGAAAGAGGUGAUACUGUUUGCCAAUUUGCUGUUUAUCCCGUUUCUCUCUCUAAACCAUCGGCUUCUCCUCACUAUCUCUCUCUGCCGUUUCUCUCACUAGACCAGUGGGAGAGAGGGUUUUUGUGGUUACUUAUUCCGUUUCUCUCUCUAAUCAGAGGUUUCUCUCGCUAACGUUUCCCCUUUCCCGUACUACCUUAUCCCUGUUUUUGAUUUUGGAAUGGGGGCUUCUCUCUCUGAGAAUGACCCUGAAAGUCUCCGGAAAUCUGAACCCGAGUGCUUAGCUUCUUCCUCUUCUUCUUCUUCUUCUUUUCCGCGUUCUGGUAAUUUUUCCGGCGACUGUUCUGGCCAAAAAUGCGGUGUAGAUCCAAUGGUGAAGAUCGAGCUCGAUGCUGCCCUUGCUCUUGCUGAGUUUGCAGAGCUCGCUUUACUUUCGAGCAAGAACCAGAAGAGAGGGAAAGCUGGAGAUUUUACUGGGAAAUGGGGAAACAAGGGGAGAAGGUCAACGAUGAGGCAAAAGAGCGAGGUUCCAGUCAAGGUUUGGGGGGGAACUCUCCCUGAUUUGAAGAUUGUUAGAAAAUGGGUUAAAAUUGGUCAAGACCUUACAUCGAAUAAAGACGAAAAAUACCACAUUGAAAAUUUGUGUGAAACUGCACUAAGGGACACUGUGAAAACAGAGUGUGGUAUUGAAAUACUAAAAUCCCGGACUAAGGGCUCUACUGGUCCGGUUUCAGGGUAUGCUGGCAAGUUGAAGCAACCGUUGAGUGAGGAUGAGAAAGAGGCAAGAAGACUCCGUAGGGUUCAAGCUAACCGGGAGUCAGCUCGGCAGACAAUUCGACGGAGACAGGGGAUGCAACGGUUGGAUCAGAGGCUGCGGCAGUUGGAGAACAAUAUUCAUCGUGAAGAAGGUGCUCGCAGCCACAUUCAUCUUGCACCAGUCCUAUGUGAGGAAUUAACCAGACGAGCUGCCAAUCUGGCAUUGGACAACGAGAGUAUGAAACGAGAAAUGGACUUGGCGAUGCAAGAGUUCCUGUCACUGAAGGAGACAAAUCAACAUCUGAAGGAAAGGGUUGCAAAGAUGUUCCAAGAUGAAGAAAAGCAAGCUCCAGAUGAAGACCCUCCCCCUGAAACCGAGAAGCCAGCUUCUUCUCCAGUGCAAGCCCCUCUGGUAUUCUACAAUGGGAUACACUUCACCCCAAUCGCUUGGCCACCCAUUUUGCAGCCCUUAAGCACAACUCAAACACCACCUGUUUCUCUUUCUAAUGACGAAGACGAUCACCUACAUGCGGCCUCCAGAAUACACACAUCUCAAGGGUGGGGAGGAAAUUUCAGGGGAAGCAGUGGACCCAGUGCUUUUUAUGUGCUACCAUGUCCAUGGCUUUUCUCUCUCUAUGAACAGGGGCCUAUACCCUGCCCAUGUGACGCACCUGCUUUGAGAGAAGAUGGCUCCUUGAGAUUAUGUCAGUAUGAUAUAGAGUCAUCUAGAAAGCCAAUAAUAACUUCAUCAAGCUGCUCAGUUGAGAACCAAUUCGAUUCAAAAGCUCCAAAAAUUAGAGAGAAAACAGCUAGGAGUGUUGGAGAGAGCCAACCUCUCUUGCCUAGAGAGAGAUCAGAUCGAGUUGUGGGGCACCCUUCGGAAGAACUGGGUCUUGUGCCAACUAUGAAUACCUCCAUUUUCACUAUAAAUCGACAAAGUCUCUGGGCUCAAGAUGCGAAAGAUACUAAUCCAAAUGACAAUGUUACCGUUAUGGCUGCGCAUUCAGCAGAGCUCAGCCCUGAGUUCUCACCGAGUCCUUGCUUGUGUCAAAGUAAGAGAUCAUCAGAUGCAGCUGCUGCUACUGAAGCUAGAAAGAGAAGGAAAGAGUUGACAAAGCUAAAAAACCUGCAUUAUAGGCAAUUAAGUCGACUGCAAUGGUGAUUGAGAUGGCCAAGGUUUGCUGACCUACUAAAAACCAAGGAAAUUGUGAUGCAGAUGCUUUAAUGGAAAAAGAGGAGUCCCGAAUCAAGCGGCGUGUAUUAAUCCACAGCAUGUUGAGGUUUUAACAUUGAUUCCCUGAUCCCUGUUGGAUUUUUCUGGGUAUUUAAGUGUAUUGUAACUGUAAAAUCAUGGAGAGAAACCUCGUGCUGAGGGGUUACGAAUAGUUUGUGGUCUAAGGAGCCCUUGAGUGAGAGGGACAUAAGCUUCUUGGAGAAAAUCUGAGCUGUAUUUUGUAAAAGUAAAUUUCACGAUGUUAUAAAUUCUCUUCUUCACCAUGGGAAGAGAGAAAUGUUCCCCUUUGUAUACAUCUAGUUGUUCAGAGUCUUGUUUUUCUCUCUUUUUUUGGAAA